Messenger RNA from Drepanopeziza brunnea f. sp. 'multigermtubi' MB_m1, 831 nucleotides. RefSeq lists its product as uncharacterized. Lineage: Eukaryota; Fungi; Ascomycota; Leotiomycetes; Helotiales; Drepanopezizaceae. The record is from RefSeq and is a predicted model, not a curated record.
AUGUCGGAAUCAUUUGCCCUCUUCCCGUCGCUCCCCCCCGAGCUGCGCUUGCUCAUCUGGCAGAAACUCAUUGAGCCGCGCCUCAUCCCUCUCCAGUGCCAGAUCCAAUGUGCUGCCAAAGACCAGCCCGGCACCUUUCUCUUCCACUCCUUCCUCGACCCGCCCUUCUCCUCCGAUGACGACGCCCGCACUCGCACCCGCAGCGCCUCCGCCUUCGACAUCCGGGUCCACUUUGCCGCCGCCACCACCCUCGCACCCGUCCCGGUCCUGCAGGUCUGCCGCGAGUCCCGCCACUUCGCGGUGCGGCACGGCUACCGCGCGUGGCGGCUGCGUGACGAGUUUGGCCACACCCGCGACGUGAUGUGGCACGUGGAGCUGGACACGAUCUCGCUGGCGACGCCGCACCGGCCGCUGAUCCCGCGCUUCUACGGCGAGCUGUUCCGCCGGCAGUUCCCGGCCGAGGUGGCGGCCGUGCGGCGGCUGGCCGUCCCCAUCUCAAGCUGGCGGCCGAAGCAGCGCGAGGUGGCUGCUCUGGGGCAGUGCUGGGCCGGGUACGCGCGCUUGGAGACGAUGGUGGUGGUGAUGGCGGGCGCGGUGAAGGGGUUUGGGGCGGAGGCCGUGGUGGAUCACGAUACGUGUCGGGAUCUGGGGGCGGUGGAACGGGGGCUGGAUGGGCUCGGCAUGCGGGCGCCGAAGGGGCCGUGGAAGGUGCCGGCCGUGGUCCUGGUGGAGUACGAAACAGACAUUCUGCGUGCCGAGGAGACGGACAUGCAUGUGACGUGUAAUACUUGCGCGAAGAUACAUGGUGGCGGGCGGGCAGUUGAUAUCUAG